This is a messenger RNA of Triticum turgidum subsp. durum (durum wheat), 2187 nucleotides long. Lineage: Eukaryota; Viridiplantae; Streptophyta; Magnoliopsida; Poales; Poaceae. The record is from the annotation of a GenBank genome assembly.
AUGCUCUCUUGGAUUGCCAGACUUAAGAACUUGACAGAUUUGAAGCUGGAAGGCUUUGAUUUCUCUGGGCUGAUUCCCUGGUGGAUCAAAAACUGUACGAAUCUGAUGAGCUUAGAGCUCAGUGCUUGCAGUUUAUCUGGGGAAAUACCUACUUGGAUUGGGAACUUGACCAAGCUUUCAUAUUUGGACUUAGCAGAUAAUAUGUUGAGCGGCAAAAUUUCAAAUCUUGGUCAAAUGAAGUUGACCAAGCUUUCAUAUUUGGACUUAUCAUAUAAUAGGCUCAGCGGCGAAAUCCCAAAGGCUUUGUUCGCUCUUCCAUCACUGGAGGCCCUAAUGCUAUCAUCAAAUGAACUUUGUGGAACUCUAAAAGACAUUCCAAACCCCUUAUCUUCCAUCAUGUACUCCAUCGACCUAAGCAAUAACAGCCUUGCAGGUCAUAUACCCAAAUCUUUCUUUGAUGUUACGAGACUUCAACAACUCAAGCUUGACUCGAAUCACUUCCAAGGCACAGUAGAACUUAGCCUUCUUUGGAAGCUCAGGAGCCUUUAUUCAUUGAUGUUCUCCAAUAAUAUGGUAUCAGUGAAAGAUGUUGAGGAUGACUAUCCAUUCCCUUACAUCGGUAACAUCAGAGAACUAGGACUAGCAUCUUGCAACCUUACAAAAAUUCCAGUUGCAUUGAGGUAUACAAAUGAGUUGUCUUCCUUGGACCUCUCAAACAACCGAAUAGAUGGAGUCAUACCAAGUUGGAUAUGGAUGAUUUGGAAGGAUAGUAUAUACUCGUUGGACCUCUCAAACAAUAUGUUCACUUGCCUUGAAAACUCCCCUUCUAUUGUUCAUAUGCACAAUUUAGAAUAUCUCAACCUUAGUUCCAACCAACUGCAUGGCAGUGUGCCCACACCACUCACAGCUAGAAAGUCCGGGGCUAUCUUAGAUUACUCAAACAAUAGCUUCUCUUCUAUUAUACCCGACUUUGGUAGGUAUCUUCCCAACAAUACCCUUUACCUUGAUAUGUCCAGGAAUAAAUUAAGUGGUCACAUACCAAGAUCUAUCUGUACCCAACAUGAUCUUGAUAUACUGGACCUAUCAUACAACAAUUUCAGCGGUGUGGUACCAUCUUGUCUAAUGCAAGGUUACAAUAGCUUGAGUACGUUGAAGUUGAGAGAGAAUCAUUUCCAUGGGAUACUGCCUGAAAAUAUUAUAGAAGGAUGUAUGCUUCAGACAAUAGAUUUGAACAACAAUCUAAUUGAAGGGGAAAUACCCAGAUCACUAUCAAAUUGCCAAGGCCUAGAGCUCCUUGAUGCUGGUAACAACCAAAUUGUCGGUUCUUUUCCAUCUUGGUUGGGUAUUCUUCCACAUCUUCGAGUUCUUGUCUUGAGAUCCAACCAACUAAACGGCGCCAUAAGGGAUAUUAAACGUGAUCAUACAAUCAACAACUACUUUGCAAGUUUGCAAAUACUUGAUUUGGCCUCCAACAACUUUUCUGGAAACCUACCAAAAGGAUGGUUUAAUGAACUCAAAGCAAUGAUGGAAAAUGUCAGUGAUAAGGGACAAGUUCUAGGACAUGAGACAUAUUUAGGUGCACGAUUUUAUCAAGACACGGUUACCAUAACAUUCAAAGGUUCUGAUCUUAGUUUCACCAAAAUCCUAAGCACUUUCAAUGCAAUAGAUUUCUCAAAUAACUCAUUUGAUGGUCCUAUUCCGGAGUCAAUUGGGAGGCUUGUUUCCCUGCGCGGACUUAACAUGUCAUACAACAACUUCAUGGGACAAAUUCCAUUUCAGUACAGAAACUUGUCUCAGCUGGAAGCAAUGGAUCUCUCUUGGAACCAGAUAACAGGGGAAAUACCGCAGGAGUUAACCUCACUUACUUCUCUUGAAUGGUUGAAUCUUUCAUACAAUAACUUGUAUGGAAGAAUCCCGCAAGGAAACCAGUUCUCAACAUUUUCAGACAGUUCAUUUGAAGGUAAUGCAGGCCUCUGUGGAGUUCCACUCUCCAAACACUGUGACAAUCAAAGUUCAAUUUCUCCAACUGGAGUGGCUCUUCCGGAAUCUGAGGGUUUGUGGCAGGACAAACUCGGCGUUAUCCUUUUGUUCGCAUUUGUUGGCUUGGGAUUUGGAGUCGGCUUUGCAUUGUCAUUCUUGUUGCGACUGUAUUGCCGCGUGGAAGGAUGGAUCUCCAAGCAAGCAUGA